CAACACUGAGGGAGCAUGGGGAGCACUAACUCCGGUGGGGCAGCUGUCCCUCACCCGGGGCUGCUGUCCCCAGGGGGCCGUGGGGUGGCCGUGGGCCCCAUCCUGAGUGACAGCGCCUCCGACAUAUUCUGCGGUAAUGAGAACAGCCCAAACUUCCUCUUCCACAACCGGGGGGACGGGACGUACAGGGACGUGGCAGCUGCUGUGGGGCUGGAUGACCCCUACCAGCACGGACGCGGUGUGGCGCUGGCUGACUUCAACCGCGACGGCCGGGUGGACAUCGUCUAUGGCAACUGGAACGGGCCGCACCGCCUCUACCUGCAGAGCGGAGCUCCUGGGCGUGUCCGAUUCCGGGACAUCGCCACCCCCAAGUUCUCCAUGCCGUCGCCCGUCCGCACCGUCAUCGCGGCCGACUUCGACAAUGACCAGGAGCUGGAGGUUUUCUUCAAUAACAUCGCUUACCGGGGCUCCUCCGCCAACCGCCUCUUCCGGCUCAUCCGCAGAGAACACUCAGACCCCAUUGUGGAAGAGCUGAAUCCAGGGGAUGCACUGGAGCCCGAGGGACGGGGCACAGGAGGUGCAGUGACAGAUUUUGAUGGCGAUGGGAUGCUGGACCUCAUCCUAUCCCAUGGUGAGUCCAUGGCACAGCCCAUCUCCAUCUUCAAGGGCACUCAGGGCACCAGCAACAACUGGCUGCGUGUCAUCCCCCGUACCCGCUUCGGGGCCUUUGCGCGGGGGGCCAAAGUGGUGCUGUUCACCCGGCGCAGCGGGGCCCACCUGCGCAUCAUUGACGGGGGCUCCGGCUAUCUCUGCGAGAUGGAGCCUGUGGCACACUUCGGACUGGGGCAUGACGAAGCCAGCAGCCUGGAGGUGACCUGGCCAGAUGGGCGCGUGGUGUCACGAGCUGUGGUAAGCAGCGAGACCAAUUCUGUCCUGGAGAUCCCCUACCCUCUGGAUGUGGAGGAGCCGCUCAUGCCUGCACCGCUGGAGUGCGGGCAGGGAUUCUCCCAGCACGAGAAUGGACGCUGUGUAGACACAAAUGAGUGCACUGAGUUCCCCUUCAUCUGUCCCCGGGACAAGCCCAUCUGCAUCAACACCUAUGGCGGGUACCGCUGUCGCAGCAACAAGCGCUGCAGCCGGGGCUUUGAGCCAAACGAGGAUGGCACAGCUUGCGUGGCUCAAGUGGCCUUUUUCGGGGGAUAUCCCUCUGCUGGGAGCUGGCCUGGGCUCCCCCACAGUGCCCUCCUCCCUCUAGUCCUCGGACUCUGCCUUUGUCUCUAUGCACUUUAACCCCUGCCUGUAACAUGCCAGAGCAGCCUUGGUGGAAGGAUGGGCUGGCCUCUGCCUGUCUCUCUUUUUCUGUCCACGCUGAGCCACCCCGGAAGUGCCGGCUGGGACAUACUGGGCUGAUCUGCAGUGGGACCGGCACAGACCUGGCUGUCCUGUGCACCAUCUCUGGGAAAGGAGCCCUGGGGCAGCCUGGCAGUGCCCCUUCCCCCGCACACCCCACUGCCCCAGUGCUGUUCCUGCCAUGCUGGCACCUCCCUGAUGGUCGCUUGCUCCGUCGCCUCGAUACCGUACCGUGUGCCUGCUGGUUUGGCCUGCGACGUGUGUGCUUUGCCUGCCCCCUCCUCGGUGACGGGAACCACCUCCCCAGCCCUGGCAGAGGAGGGUCUUCCCAGCCCUGCAGGGGCAGGAUCCUCCUGGUCUGUUUUUUAACAUAUUGACCCUACUGUUUGGAGUCUGACCCUGCUUAGUCCCAACAGUCUUCCAGCCCCUCUCCCAGAGAACCCCUAAUAAACUAUAUCCCAUCUAUUAA
Messenger RNA from Cyanistes caeruleus (blue tit), 1819 nucleotides. Lineage: Eukaryota; Metazoa; Chordata; Aves; Passeriformes; Paridae. The record is from RefSeq and is a predicted model, not a curated record.